UUUGCGCGGCGUCUACGUACGACCCCUUUCCCAAGUCCCCUCUCCAGGACCAGGACAAGCACCAGGACCAGGACUAGGACAAGGACCAAGAUCGGCAGCGUCUUUCAAUGGGAUUAUAAUUGGUUUAUUGGCCGGGAGAAGUCCCAAGAUAAACACCUCUCCGUAAAGGACGACAACCAGAACAUUGCCCCCAUCCGGUGUUUGAAGUCCAGCCUCGUCGUUUCUUCCCCUCCGUUCCUCUUCUGACGCCACCUGAGGGCACGUCCCACCGCACCCUGCCACCAGCACCCAACCCCCAUUCCUCACAAAAAAACAAAACAAAACACAGACCCUCGUCCAGUUGCCACGCUGGCCACCGCCAUGACAUCCACCACAGACUUUGACAAUGCGGAGAUCACGCAGCAGUACAGCCGCGUCAACAUCCGCUUCGACCUGUCGGACGAGGAGCUGGACAACGACAACAGCUCCGCCAGGCUGUUUGAACGCUCACGCAUCAAGGCCCUCGCAGAUGAGCGUGAGGCGGUCCAGAAGAAGACUUUCACCAAAUGGGUCAACUCCAUUCUGUCCCGGGUUGGCUGUCGCAUUUCUGACCUCUACCUGGACCUGCGAGACGGUCGCAUGCUCAUUAAGCUGCUGGAGGUCCUCUCCGGGGAGCGGCUGCCAAGGCCCACCAAGGGCCGUAUGCGUAUCCACUGUCUGGAGAAUGUGGAUAAGGCCCUGCAGUUCCUCAAAGAGCAGAGGGUCCACCUGGAGAACAUGGGCUCCCAUGACAUCGUCGACGGCAACCACCGCCUCAUCCUGGGCCUCAUCUGGACCAUCAUCCUGCGUUUCCAGAUCCAAGACAUUAUUGUCGAGACUGGCCAGGCUGACCAGAAAGAGACCCGCUCGGCCAAGGACGCUCUUCUUCUGUGGUGUCAGAUGAAGACGGCAGGUUAUCCCAAUGUCAACAUCACCAACUUCACCACCAGCUGGAAAGACGGCAUGGCCUUCAACGCUCUCAUACACAAACACCGGCCAGAUCUGGUGGACUAUAACAGUUUGAAGAGGUCCAACCCAACCCACAACCUCCAGAAUGCCUUCAACGUAGCAGAGCAGAAGCUCGGCGUGACCAAACUGUUGGAUCCAGAGGAUGUCUACACAGAGAACCCAGAUGAGAAGUCCAUCAUCACGUACGUCGUGGCAUUUUACCACUACUUCUCGAAGAUGAAGCAGCUUGCCGUUGAGGGCAAGAGGGUUGGAAAGGUUCUGGAUCACGCCAUUGAGACAGGGAAGAUGAUUGACAAGUAUGAGACCCUGGCGUCAGACCUGCUGACGUGGAUCGAGCAGACCAUCAACGUGCUGAACAACCGCAAGCUGGCGAACUCUCUGUCCGGGGUUCAAAAGCAGCUUCAGGCCUUCAACUCCUACCGCACUGUAGAGAAGCCGCCCAAGUUCCAGGAAAAGGGUAACCUGGAAGUGCUGCUGUUCACCAUCCAAAGUCGAAUGAGAGCCAACAACCAGAGGGUCUACACUCCUAAAGAGGGAGCCCUGGUCGCCGACAUCAACAGGGCCUGGGAGCGUCUGGAGAGGGCGGAGCAUGAGCGCGAGCGUAUCCUGAGAGAUGAGCUGAUACGACAGGAGAAGCUUGAACAGAUGGCCAGGAGGUUUGACAGGAAGGCGGCCAUGAGGGAGAGCUGGCUCCUGGAGAACCAGAGACUAGUGGCUCAGGAUAACUUUGGCUAUGACCUGCCGGCGGUGGAGGCGGCGAAGAAGAAGCAUGACGCCAUUGAGACAGAUAUUGCCGCGUACGAAGAGCGCGUCCAGGCCAUGGUGGCCAUCUCGAAGGCGCUGGAGUCCGAGCGUUACCACGAUGCCAAGCGCAUCGACGUCCGCAAAGAUAACAUCCUGCGCCUGUGGGACUACCUGCAGGAGCUGCUGAAGGCCCGCAGGGGGCGCCUGGAUAAGAACCUGACCCUGCAGAGGAUCUUCCAGGAGAUGCUCUCCAUCAUCAGCUGGAUGGAUGACAUGAAGGCUCGACUCCUGUCUCCUGACUUUGGGAAGCACCUGUUGGAGGUGGAGGACCUGCUACAGAAACACACCUUGGUGGAGAAUGACAUCGCUGUGCAGGCAGAGUGGGUGCAGAGUGCCAACGCAGCCGCUCUCAAGUUUGCCAAUGGAGACAGCUACAAGCCGUGUGACCCCCAGGUGAUCCGGGACAGGGUGCAGCACCUAGAUCUGUGCUAUCAGGAGCUGUGUGCCCUAGCCGCCCAGCGCCGGGCCCGCCUGGAGCAGUCCCGCCGCUUCUGGAACUUCCUGUGGGAGAUGGCAGAGUUGGAAGGCUGGAUCAAAGAGAAAGAACACAUCUUCUCCUCCCUGGGUUAUGGCAAGGACCUGACGAGCGUGCUGGUUCUACAGAGCAAGCAGAGUGCCUUCGAGGAUGAGCUUGGCGCCCGCCGAGCCCACCUCCAGCAGAUCAUGGCCGAGGGAGAAAAGAUGAUUGAGGCCAAGCACUUCGGCUCCCCGAAGGUCCUGGAGUGCAUGGAGGACGUCAGCAGGCAGUGGCAGCAGCUGGAGGAGCUGGCCGCGUUUCGUAGGCAGAACCUCCAGGACACGCAGGGGUUCUUCCAGUUUCAGGGAGAUGCUGAUGACCUCAAGGCCUGGCUGCUCGACGCCCAGAGGCAGAUGAGCAGCGAUGACGUGGGCCAAGACGAGUACACCACGCAGAGGCUGCUGAAAAAGCACAACGACCUGAAGAAUGAAGUGGCCAAGAACAGUGCCACCAUCCACGCCCUAACCAAACAGGCGAAUGCACUACCGGAGGAGCUACGCAACACACCAGACAUCCAGAGGCGCCUGGCAGACAUCAGGGACCUGAACAUGGAGCUCAUGUCUCUGGCCGACCUGAGGCAGAAGAAGCUGGAUGACGCCAUGGCUCUCUACACGAUUUUCAGUGAGACAGAUGCCUGUGAGCUUUGGAUGGGACAGAAAGAAACGUGGCUGGUUGGCUUGGAUGUGCCCGAGAAGCUGGAGGAUCUGGAAGUGGUACAGAAUAGGUUGAGCAUUCUAGCUCAAGACAUGGGGAACGUUCAGUCGAGGGUGGACGAUGUCAAUAAAGCAGUAAAACAGCUCGAGGACAGCAGACACCCUCGUACCAAAGAGGUCAAGGAAUGUCAGAUGCGUCUGAAUAAGAGGUGGGAGGCCUUCAAGGCCAUGGUGGAGGACUUGAAGAGCAAAGUGGAUUCGGCUGUUAGCCUUCACAACUAUGGGCUGGAGUGCGAUGAGACGGAGACCUGGAUCAAAGACAAAACACGGGUCAUUGAGUCCACCCAGGACCUGGGUAACGACCUGGCAGCCAUAAUGACCAUCCAGAGGAAACUGUUCGGCAUGGAGAGAGAUUUGGCCGCCAUCGAUACCAAGCUCACUUUUCUUAGGAAGGAGGCAGACCAGUUGGCCAUGGACCACCCAGAGAACGCAUCUGACAUAAUGGCCUGCAGAGGGGAGCUGGACGCCGCCUGGGACACGCUGAGAAAAACCCUGAAGGACAGAGAGGCCUCUCUGGGGGAGGUCAGUAAACUGCAGAACUUCCUUCAGGACUUGGAUGACUUUCAGUCCUGGCUCUACAAGACCCAGAAGGCGGUGGCAUCAGAAGAAAUGCCCGCCACGCUUCCAGAGGCGGAGGAGCAGCUGAAUCUCCAUGAUGCUGUGCACGAAGAUAUAAUCAACCACGAGGAAGACUACCUUCGUGUGAAGGACACAGGUGCCCAGGUCACCAAGGAUCAGGAGGACGACCCGCAGUAUCAGCAGUUGGACCAGAGUCUGAAGGGUCUGGACCGUGGCUGGUUCGAGCUCCAGAAGAUGUGGGACAGCCGUAAGAGCUUCCUGGACCAGGGCCUGGGCUUCCAGCAGUUCAUGAGGGACGCCAAGGCUGCAGAAGCCAUCCUCAAUAACCAGGAGUACACCUUGGCUCACAUAGACAAGCCUGACACUCUGGACGGGGCAGAGAAGGCCCUCAAGAAGCAUGAGGACUUUAUGAGCACCAUGGAAGCUAAUGAGGAGAAGAUUGACAGCACCCUGCAGGUGGGUCAGCGGCUGGUGGACAGUAAGAACCUCUACUCUGGGAAAGUUCAAGAGAAAAUGGAUUCCAUCCAAAACAGGCAUGACGCCAAUAAAAGAAGAGCCCAGGAGGUGUCUGGAAAACUCAAGGAUAACCACGACCUCCAGCACUUCUUGCAGAACACUCAGGAUCUGACUGUUUGGAUCAAUGAGAAGAUGCUGACGGCUCAGGACACGUCGUAUGAUGAGGCCAGGAACCUGCACAGCAAGUGGCUGAAACACCAGGCCUUCAUGGCUGAGCUGGCCUCCAACAAAGACUGGCUCAACAAAAUAGACCAGGAAGGCCAGGAGCUGAUGGAGUCCAAGCCUGAGUUUGAGCCUAUUGUGAAGGAGCGUCUGGCCAAGCUCCACGAGCUGUGGAAAAAACUGGAGGACACCACCCAGGACAAGGCCCGCCUGCUGUUUGACGCGAACCGCUCCGAGCUGUUCGAGCAGACCCUGGCUGACAUGAAGAAAUGGCUGCGCGAGCUGCAGCAGCAGGUACAAAGCAGCGACGAGGAGGUCAAGGACCUGACCAAGGCCAACAUCCUGCUCAAGAAGCACCAGGUGACAGAGAACCAGGUGCGUGACCGGGCACGGGAGCUGGAGGAGUUCCAGGAGGCGGUCCAGAAGCACGGGGGAGGCAGGGAGGACCAGCCGGAGCUGGAAGCCGAGCAGCAGGCCCUGCAGAAGGCAUUCCAGCAGCUCCUGACACCCCUGGCCCAGCGCAAGGGCAAGCUGGAGGCCGCCAAGGCCAUCCAUCAGUUCUACAGGGACCUGGCUGAUGAGCUGCUGUGGAUAGAAGAAAGGAUGCCCCUUGCAAUGGCAGAGGAACACGGCCACAAUCUCCAAACUGUGCAAAUGCUGAUGAAGAAGAACCAGACACUACAGAAGGAGAUCGAAGGGCACCACCCACGUGUCGACGAAGUGCUGGAGCGAGGGAGGAGGAUGGCGACCGCUGCCGGAGCGGAGGACAGGCCUGAGGCCGAGCGGAUCACAGACCACGUCAAGGAGCUGGAGGAGGCGUGGUUGCGGCUGCAGGAGGAGAUGGACAAGCGGAGAGACAGGCUCAACGGCUCCAACAUGGCCCAGCAGUAUUACAACGACGCGGACGAGGCCGAGGCCUGGAUAGGAGAGCAGGAGCUGUACAUGAUUGCUGAUGAGAAGGCCAAGGAUGAGCAGAGUGCCAUGUUGAUGCUGAAGCGUCACAUGAUCCUGAAGCAGGCGGUGGAUGACCAUGAAGACUCAAUCCAGAAGCUGGCCGACCGGGCCCAGAAGAUGCUGGCUGAGGACCACCCUGAUGGCGAGGCCAUCAUCAGGCGGCAGGGCCAGGUAGAUAAGCAGUAUGCUGGGCUGAAGGAGCUGGCGGAGGAUCGCAGGAAGAAGCUGGACCACACCUAUCAGCACUUCCUGUUGAGCCGAGAGGUGGAGGACCUGGAGCACUGGAUCGCAGAGAAGGACGUGGUGGCCUCCUCCCAGGAGAUGGGCCAGGACCUAGACCAUGUCACCAUUCUAAGGGAUAAAUUCCGUGAGUUUGCCCGGGAGACGGGGAUGGUGGGUCAGGACCGUGUGGACCUGGUCAACCAGACGAUAGACGAGCUGAUCGAGGCGGGCCACAGUGAGGCAGCCACCAUGGCCGAGUGGAAGGACGGCAUCAACGAGAGUUGGGCCGACCUCCUGGAGCUCAUCGACACUCGCGCUCAGCUCCUCACCGCGUCCUAUGAGCUGCUCAAGUACUUUGAUGAUGGGAAGGAGCUGGUAACUCAGAUCCACGAGAAACAGAAUGAGCUCCCUGAUGAUGUCGGAGAAGACUUCAGCAAGGCGGAGUCCUUCCACCGUAUGCACGCCGCCUUCGAAAGAGACAUCACCGCACAGGGAAAACAGGUCCAGCAGUUCCAGGAGACGGCGACGCGUCUUAACGCCCAGUAUGCAGCGGAAAAGGCUGCAGCCAUCCAGGCCACAGAGAGGGAGGUGGUGGAGGCGUGGAAGGGCCUGCUGGACGCCUGCGAUGGCCGCAGGGCACGCCUGGUGGACACGGCGGAGAAGUUUCGCUUCUUCACCAUGGUCAGGGACCUGAUGGCGUGGAUGGAAAGCAUCAUCCAGCAGAUAGAGACCCAGGAGAAGCCCAGGGACGUGUCAUCUGUGGAGCUCCUACAGAAAUACCACCAGGGGAUCCGCUCUGAGAUCGAGGCCAGGGGACCCAAAUUCACCGACUGCAUAGAACUGGGCCGGGCCCUGCUGGCUCGGAAACACAGGGACUCUGCCGAGAUCAAAGAGAGGCUGGUGCAGCUGAUGGAGAAGAAGAAGGAGAUGAUGUUCAAGUGGGAUGACAGAUGGGACUGGCUCAGGCUCUUAAUGGAGGUGUGUCAGUUCGCGCGGGACGCCUCGGUGGCGGAGGCCUGGCUGGUAGCCCAGGAGCCCUAUGUGGCCAGCAGGGACUUUGGCCAGACAGUGGACGAGGUGGAGAAGCUUCUCAAGAGACACGAAGCCUUCGAGAAGUCCACCGCCACCUGGGAGGAGCGCUUCUCCGCCCUGGAGCGCCUCACCACGUUGGAGCUAAUGGAAGUUAGGAAGCAGCAGCUGGAGAGCGAACAGUACCGAUCAGAGGAAUCACGCUCAGACAAGGACAGCAGGAGAGAGGACACGGGUUUUGUAGAAGAUUCUUCACAGCUCUACACCAUCGAGGAACAGACUCUGUCGGGUUCUGGUGCAGUGGAGCCCAGUUCGGAAUUGCAGGAGGGGACGGCGGGCGACUCCACGGUGCCCAUGGUGUCAGAGAUGCGGGGGAGCAGCUCUCUGGAGCUGGAGCCCUCUGUCUCGGUACAGACCCCGCGGGAGCCGGAGCGGGCUGCCACCAUGCCCGUAGAACCCCUCCGGGCCCAGGCCGUGCUGCACGAGGGCACGCUGGGCCGCAAACAUGACGUGGAGGACUCGGGGAAGAAGGCCUCAAGCAGGUCGUGGAACAGCCUGUACUGCGUGCUGAAGCCCGGUCAACUCUCAGCCUACAAGGAUGCCAAGAGCUUCGGCCACGGCGUGACAUACCAUGGAGAGGACCCGCUGUCGCUCAGCAAUGCCAGCUGGGAGAUGCUCGCCAACUACAAAAAGAAGAAGCACGUCUUUAAACUGCGCCUCGGAAGUGGCGGCGAGUAUUUGUUCCAGUGUAAGGAUGAGGACGAUCUGCAGCGCUGGACGCAGGCCAUGGAGAAGGCUGUUCAGCCUGUGGUAGCAGAGGGGACAGUGGGGCCCUCGGGGUCCAAAGCCCACAGCCUACCGCCCCCCUCCUCGUCCACCAGCCUGCCGGAGCCCAGCUCUGCCAAAAAGGACAAGGAGAAGAAAUUCGGCCGCUUCGCUAAGAAAAAGUGAAGGGGAGAAGGGCAAAGCUGUCCGUCCAUCGGGGUGCGCUGCCGAGGACGGAGGAAGUAUUUUGCGUACCAUCUGCAGUGAGCAGUCAGUCAGAGAGAGGUUUUUAUCAAUAUAGAUUUUUUUAACUUUACUUUGUGAGAAUUAUGAUUGAUGAGGUAGUGCUGUUUAGACUGAAGCCUGUAUGUAAGCUAGUGUAUUAUUGCAAGGUUCACAGAUCCCCCCCCCUUUUUAACGAAUACCAAAUUCAAAGCAUUAAUCAAAAGCACAGAAUACUCCUUUCACACUCAACCAAAGAACAUUUGUACAAUUUUUUUUUCUCCUCCUUUUCCUUUUACCUUUUUUUCAAGCUUUGGUUUUGUCGGGCAUGCUUUGUAUGAUAUGUAGGCCUGUUAUUAAAGCAGUGUGACUCAAGAGUACUUUUAUUAAUCUGCCUUAGAAAAUGGUUGUGAACUGUAAUACUGUGCUGUUUGAAUCUGGAGCUCUACAUAGAACCAAACUGUGUAUGGCGGGCUGUGAACGGCUUUGCAGAUGCUGUCUAGACUGGGAGGCGGGCAAACCACGGUGCAGCACUGUGCAGCGUGCACACGUCAAGUAAGACUGCAGGUACGCAAACUAAAUGCUCUAUGCACUAUGACAGGAAUAUUAUGUUGUCAAACUCGGGCAGAUUCUGACUGUUGGGAUAUUCUCGCAGCGAUGAUUAUUAUGGAUUGAUGACUGAUGAGCAGUAUGUAACACCACACCUGAACAAUACAGUCAGGUUUAAAUAUAGGUCUAUCGUUUCUAUAUUUUUGAACUGAACUGUGGCAAUAUUUAUUUCUGUGAACUUGAAAUAUAUUCAACACUUGUGUAAUGAAACUCAGAUUUCAUAUAUAUAUAUAUAUAUAUAUAUAUAUGUAUACACAGAUGCAUGAAGUGAUGUGUUUUAUGUUAGUUUGACAUGGUGCUACGUUAUAUAUUCUUAACCCUUCAUCCAAGACCAACUUGACCUGCCUUAUUUGUCUUCAACUUUGGCUCAUAGUCACAUGCAUGCAAAAAAAUGCAAUUUUAUUCUAAACUACUUGUUUCCACAGGCUAGAGUCGAUUUGCAAUUAAACUUUUAAUUCUCUUUGAGUCUCAAAUUACAUCUCAAUUUAGCAUUAUGGCACAUUUGCAAAACAUAAAAAAUUUUAAGGCCUGGGCUAUUUUAAUAUAAAGUUUUACGGUAGCCAGGCGAGCCAAAGUGGGCCAGCUAAAGCCUGACUGUUUUUUCAAACCACACCAAUUGGACCAGACAAACGAUUCUUGCAAGACAAAGGUCACACAGUUGCAGUAUAAAGAUGGAGGGACGUGUCUUUUUCUAUGAAUGUAAGGAAAGAGCUUUGACGGUGUAAGAGGAUACACAGUGUUUAGUGGAAUAACUGGUGAAUCCAGGGAAUUUCAGAGGAAAAGCCAUUACUUCACCGCCAAUGCAAAUCGCCAUAUACACAAGAAAUACAGAGUAUGUACGUAAAUUGGAGCUGCAUUUAUAGAUGUUAAUACGUGGUCCUGUUUCUUUUUUUCGUCUCCGACAAGUUUGCUCGCACACACCAACAAAACCCCACACUGCCUUUCUGCCUCGUGCCGCGGGCCCCGUCCCCGGAGCACAGUACCACUUAACUGAUGCAACCUCAUCUGAACUACUUACAUCAGUGCUAUAAAGAUGAGUCAAAAACUGGUCACAAACACAUUUUCAAAGUAUUGUCUCCGCACCUUGCUCAUCCCAGUCCACAUUAUUUUACAGCCAAGAACAAAAACGUCAAAGCCUGAAUCCAGAUCAGGUUUGACCUUCUUGUGGCCAAACAGGAGAAAUGAGCUUCUGCACGGUUUCUCCUCGUUUUGACCUCAACUGGAUUUGUGCCCCCAUGAGUUUAAGUCUUCGGUAUUUUUUUGAUCCUUUUGUGAAUGCAGCCGAAAAUAUGUGGCAGGACCCCGUGUGUCCAGCAUUGGUUUUUUUCUGGUCAUGAUUUUAAUUGAUUGGUACAAAGCGUUUAUCAUUUCCUUAUUGCAGACCUCCUGCCCACUCACCGUCCAUCCACUUCCCUUAUUUAUACCUGUGGUCCUUCUUACCUGCCUUCUCUGUUAUGUGGUUUUUAUUGGCGUUUUCUAAUCUCCAGCAAUGUAAUAUGUCCAAAAUGUCAACAGAAAAUACAUUUUGAGAGAAUAAACUUUAAAAUAA
Lampris incognitus (smalleye Pacific opah) is the source of this 9628-nucleotide messenger RNA. RefSeq names its product spectrin, beta, erythrocytic (gene sptb). Gene Ontology annotation, molecular function: structural constituent of cytoskeleton; actin filament binding; phospholipid binding. The transcript is spliced from 37 exons. The record is from RefSeq and is a predicted model, not a curated record. NCBI's taxonomy places the organism in Eukaryota, Metazoa, Chordata, Actinopteri, Lampriformes, Lampridae. Gene Ontology annotation, cellular component: cell junction; cortical actin cytoskeleton; cell projection. Gene Ontology annotation, biological process: actin cytoskeleton organization. Bases 361 to 7434 code for a protein of 2357 amino acids.